Molecule: messenger RNA, 4407 nt
Organism: Drosophila sulfurigaster albostrigata
Lineage: Eukaryota; Metazoa; Arthropoda; Insecta; Diptera; Drosophilidae
Gene: ena
Product: protein enabled
Exons: 10
Coding region: 853-2937 (694 amino acids)
Molecular function (GO): SH3 domain binding
Source: RefSeq, a predicted model, not a curated record
GCGCUGGUGUGUUGUUGUCGCUCCCACAGUUUUGGCCGAAAUUAAUUCGCGUUAAUCGGUUUGCGCAAAAAUAAAAUAAUAAAAAACAAAAAUUGCAGUCGCAAGUAACCAUACAAAAGCCGUUGCAGUCAUUGCCAAUAAAAACUGCAAGUUCCUUUUUAAGCUGCAUUCAAAAAUCGGAGUUGCAAUAUAAAACGAAGUAGUCGAAAAAAAUUGUGUCUCUACUCCUUGAAAAGGAGUUUAGUUUUUCGCUCUUCAUUCAUAUAUAUAUAUUUAUGUGAGUGUAUGUGUUGUUUGUGUUAGUGCUGUGGAAGUAAAGUGCUGCCAAAAAACCGAAUAAUUUCAAUUAAUAUUACCAUUCGCAAUAAGACAGGAAAAGUAAAAGUGGAGUUGACAAAAGAAACUGCCAUAAUCCCCCCCCCGCCCCGAGAGCACGAAUCGACGCCACAAACACAUUUCUUUUAUCGGCGUUUAGUUUUUAGCUAUCUCUGCCCGCCGCCGCUCGCUUUCUGAGUGUGUGUGUGCGUGUGUACGCGAGUGUGUGUGUUUGCUCGUGUGCGUCACUGGUUACUGCAGCAGGAAAAAGGGAGUAGCUAGUAGGCAGCGGCAGAAGCAGCAGAUACCAAGCAACACCAACGCAUUUUCGCCGUGGAAUUAAGCAAAAUGUUGUGAUCUCAUAAUCAGCAAGCGACAACAAGAACAACAGACAACCAAGAGAACAAGUUAUAAUCUGGUGGAAACAGAGGGGAGCUGACAACAACAACAACAAGAACAACAACAACAACCAUCUUCCCAAAAGUGAAGCUUAUCGCACAAUUUUCUCACGUAACAGCAACAACAGCAGCACCAAAAAUGACUGAACAAAGCAUUAUUGGAGCCCGUGCCUCAGUGAUGGUGUACGAUGACAACCAGAAGAAGUGGGUGCCUUCGGGCAGCUCGUCGGGACUGAGUAAAGUGCAGAUCUAUCAUCAUCAGCAGAAUAACACAUUCCGUGUAGUGGGCCGAAAGUUGCAGGACCACGAGGUGGUCAUCAACUGCUCCAUUUUGAAGGGACUCAAAUACAAUCAGGCCACAGCCACAUUCCAUCAAUGGCGUGAUGCUAAAUAUGUGUAUGGUCUCAACUUUUCCAGCCAGAGCGAUGCCGAGAACUUUGCGCGCGCCAUGAUGCAUGCCCUAGAGGUGCUGAGCGGUCGUGUGAUCAAUAAUCCAGCCGGUCAACCCACAAAUGGCAAUGGCUACGAAGAGGAUAUGGGCUAUCGCACGAUGACCAGCGAGGAUGCUGCUAUAUUGCGACAAAACAACGGCAUUGGUGGACACAUAACGCCCUCGGCGCAAACGCCCACCUCACAGACAAAUCAGAAUAACAUACCACAGAGUCCGCCAACGCCACAGGGACACCAUCGCACCAGCAGGAAUUCCCUCAGCGCACCGCCGGCGCCACAACCACAGCAACAACAGCAGCAACAACAACAGCAGCCACAGCUGGCGCCUCAAGCGGUUUCCCAUUACGGACCCACUGCCAACGGGCCAACGUCCAAUGGAUUGCCACAGCAGGGCAAUCCUCAAAUGCAGAUUCCACCUGCACCCGGUCAGGCACAACAACAGCAGCAGCAACAACAGCAACAGUAUCAACAGCAGCCACAACAGCAGCCCGUCUACAAUACACAACAGCAGCAGCAGCAGAUGGUGCAAGCGGGCUAUGCGCCUCCUCAGCAGUACCAGCAGCCCCACUAUGUGCUCUCAAACUCUAAUCCCAAUCUCAAUCUACAUCAAUACCCGACACAGCAGCCACAGCCGCCGAUGCCGCCCGUGCAUCAGAAUGGAGGCGGGCCCAUCUACGGGGCCACACAGCCCGCUCAUAUCCCCAGCUCGACCAGCUCCAACAGCGUUGUGUAUGCCAGUCAGCCGCAGUUGAUACCACAGCCUCCCCAGGCGCCCGGUAUGCCAGCUCCCGGAUACGGACAACACAACGGACAGCAGCCGGAGAAUCCCUAUGGGCAAGUGCCGUUGGCGCCGCCAAUGAUGCAACAGCCAGGCAGUGGUGCACCCAUGCCGCCGCCACUUAAUCGUAUGAGCAGCACAGGCGGAGUUGCUGGAGCAGGUCCAGGACAGGUGGCAGCCCCGGCGCCGCCACCACCACCACCCACAUUUGGCGGUGCACCGCCGGCACCACCACAGAUGUUCAAUGGUGCACCCGCACCACCACAGCCGCCGGCACCACCUGCUCCACCAGCUAUGGGCGGACCUCCAGGGGCCCCAGGCGGUCCGGGUGGUCCAGGAGCACCACCGCCGCCGCCACCGCCCCCUGGCAUGGGUGCAGGCGGCGCAGGCAAAAAGGAUGAUCCCCAAGCCGAUCUCAUGGGUUCGCUGGCCUCGCAAUUGCAGCAGUUCAAGCUCAAAAAGAACAAGUCAACCACAGCUGCACCGGAGAACAGCGGCAGCAGCACUUCGAGUGGCGGCAGCGGCAAUUAUGGCACCAUUGGUCGCAGCACCAAUGGCAUGGCUUCGAUGAUGGACGAGAUGGCCAAGACGCUGGCUCGACGACGUGCGCAGGCAGAAAAGAAAGAUCCUGAGCCGGAACCAGAAGUCAAGCAGCGGCCAUGGGAGAAGUCAAACACAUUGCCACACAAGCUCAGCAGUGGAGGCAGCAGUGGUGCAGCGUCCAAUACGCAUGGCGGAGCUAACGGCAGCACUGGCAGCGGUCAGAGCACAACGAAUAGCGGUGGUGAAUCGCCACGACCCAUGCGCAAGCGCUUCGGCAGCGCUAGUGAAGAGACUAUUCUCAAGCAGGUUAAUGGCGAUGGUCUGUCGCUGGCACUGUCCAACAGCGAUCUGGACACCCUGAAGGCUGAGAUAGUGCGCGAGAUGCGCCUAGAAAUACAGAAAGUCAAAAACGAAAUCAUAGACGCUAUCAAAUCGGAGUUCAAUCGUAGAUAGAUCAAAAUACAUACCAGGCCUCGAAGCUCUCUCCCACUCCCCUGUCACUCUAAGCAGUCGCAAUCCCUCAGCUGAAGUAGAAGAGCAGCUACAUUGUCCCCAAAGUGGCCGUGUGCUGGAUUGGUAUAUGGGUAGACGGUGUCUCUAUCUCUAUCUCCGUCUACUGCUUCUCUGUCUCUACCGUUAGCCAGCGCGCGUAUCACGAACUGAGUUAGAACAAGGCGCAUCAGAUAUUUAAAUGUGUAAUUCUAAAUAUUUUAAAUGUAAUUUCGAUGAAAUAUUUGAAAUGACACCCAACGUAUUCGAGUAUUUACAAGCAUAUACAUAUAUAUACAAAUUUAUAUAAAAACCUACGCGUAUAUAUAUAAAUAGUUCUACAUAUACAUUUAAAUAUAUAUAUAUAUAUAUAAAUAUAAUUUAUACUAACACGAAAGUACGCAAUUAUAUAUCAGCUUUUUACAACAACAAGGAACUUUUAGUCAAAAUAAUCGUAAUUCAAAUCGAAUUCUAAGUUAAACGCGAUCUGUAAACAAAUUUUGUACGAGAAACAACAAAAUUUAAGUAUGUAAUUUUACAAUUGUACAUUAUUUUUAAAUAAGUAUAAACAAUUUUACUGAGAACAACCACAAACGAAAUGUCUCCUUUUGCUCUGUGUUUGCCCAAUCUUUCUCUUUCACCACAUUUUCCCUCCUUUUGCUGGCUUUUUGUUUCGCUUUUUUUAAUACAAAAAAAAAAACAAGAUACAAAUCAAAACAAAAAAAGAGAACUCUUAAUUAUUAACAAAUACAAUAAUAAACCAAAAAAAAAAAAAUGAACAAAAAUAAAUAACACACAAAAAAAAGAAAGCAAUUUUAACAAGCAUCUAAAUCUAUUCUAUGGACCGCAUAAUACUGUAAACGCAAACAUACAUAUACGAUAGACGUACACUCACACAUUCUCUUGACACUGACACACACAAUUCCACACACAAUGCUCGCAACUCUCUAUAUCAACAAAUUAAUCAAAAACACAAAAGUAUGGAAACAUUCGUUGCAUCUCAAGUGCUUUGAGAAGAGUCAACAACAACAUUUACGCAGUCGCAUAGCUGACAACAACAAAACUUUCCUAAGUCACGAUCUCAUAAACAACAACAACAACAAAAAGAAAACAACACAAGACAAAUCGAUUGACGCAUUGAUAAGUUAUCGAUUCAUUCAGAAAUUUACACAAAGAACACAAGAAGGUCUUCGAAACUGUUCAAAGCGGAAUUGAGUUUGGUGUUCGGCACUUUUGAAUGCAUUAGCGUUAUAUAUACAAAUAAAUCGACAUAUAUAUAUAUAUAUAUAUAUAUAUAUACUAGACAACAGAUAUUGAUAAUCUAUAAACGCAGAGGACAGACAGGCAGAAUUUUGAAUGCCGCAAGUAUUAGCUAAAAUAUCCGCGAAAUAAUGAAUUCAAAAGUAAAUUUAAUAAACGGACUGCUGCAAAAAA